Messenger RNA from Pteropus alecto (black flying fox), 3376 nucleotides. It is a transcript of the gene CDC42EP2, whose product is annotated as CDC42 effector protein 2. The coding region runs from base 499 to 1143 and encodes 214 amino acids. The record is from RefSeq and is a predicted model, not a curated record. Lineage: Eukaryota; Metazoa; Chordata; Mammalia; Chiroptera; Pteropodidae. The transcript is spliced from 2 exons.
GGCAUUGGCUCCGUGGGCCGGGGGCGGGGCUUCAAGGUCCAAGGUCUGCACAGUAAGUUCACAGCCGGAUUCCGCUCCCAUCGCCGGGCGGUUCUAGCUCCCGAGCUUUUGCCGCCCGCGGGUCGGCUGCCUGCGUAUUUUUAAGCUCCUCAGCUCUGGACCGAGAAGACACUUGCGAAGACAAGACCAGGGAGCACGGCUGCCUACGAGACCCCCACCUUCCUCCUUCGGGAGUUUCCAGCCCUCUGGGAAGACAGCGAUUUUUGUCAUCUCAAUCCUCUGACUUUGUUGAUUAUUUAUCUCUCUUUUUCUAAUUUCUUGGGCCAACUUUGGUCACGCCCCACACCCUACUCUUAGCCCUUUGGCAAGUUUUUGGUGUCCAAAAGCCACCUUCUGGGUGUUUCUGGUUGAGCGGUGAGGGGAGGCAGCAGGAGGCCACAGUCUCGGCGAGUGGACUGUCUCCAGCCCCGGCAGCCAGGCCUGGGUGGUGGGGUCACAAUGUCCACCAAGGCGCCCAUCUACCUGAAGCGCGGCAGCCGCAAGGGCAAGAAGGAGAAGCUUCGGGACCUGCUGUCCUCGGACAUGAUCAGUCCGCCGCUGGGAGACUUCCGCCACACCAUUCACAUUGGCAGCCGUGGUGGCAGUGACAUGUUCGGUGACAUCUCCUUCCUGCAGGGCAAGUUCCAUCUCCUGCCAGGGACAACAGUCGAGGGACCUGAAGAGGACGGCACGUUUGACCUCCACUUCCAGUUUCCCCGCACUGCCACGCUGUGUGGGCGGGAGCUCCCCGAGGGGCCGUCCCCUCUGCUCAAGAAUGCCGUCUCCCUGCCGGUCAUCGGUGGGCCCCAGGCCCUCACCCUGCCCACAGCCCAGGCCCCACCGAAACCCCCUCGCCUGCACCUGGAGACCCCUCAGGCCUCCCCUCAGCCUUCGCCACAGGAGGCAGGGAGUGUAGAUAUCUGGAGAACUCCAGAGACUGGCACAGCCCACAAUGGGCUGACCCCUGAGUCAGAAGCCGAGGAGCCCUUUCUGUCCCAUGCCAGCUCCCUGCUCUCCCUGCAUGUGGACCUGGGGCCUUCCAUCCUGGAAGACGUCCUCCGGAUCAUGGACCAGGACCUGGGCCACAUGCAGAUCCCCACAUAGGACCUGAGGUGGGCCAGGCUGAGCGCCCGGGCUGGGGCGAAUGCCAGAGGCAAAGGAUCCCAAGGUCACCGUGUGGUCACUGGCCAGCAACUUCUCACUUUGGGCCUCUGUUUCCCUCCCUCCCACCGUCUCCUCGUGGGCAGAGUGCGCCUCUUUGCUUCCCCUGAAACCUACGAGGACACGUGUGGAACUCAGCCCAAAAGUCCCUGAGCGCCUUGAGCCACUUGGACCCUCACCGCCAACUGCCCCUCCUUCCUUCAGCACCCUUAGACGAAGGCUCUGCUAAAAUGGAUUCCCCUUUUCCCUCCCUGCUGCCUCAGCCCCCUCAGAUGCCCUGAUUAGGGUUGGGGGAAGAGGCAGGGCACAGCCAGCCAGACCUUUGUCCUAGACUGCGUAUGGCAUUGGUGAUCAAAUGUCCCUCUACCCCAUCUCCUCCCACAUGACCAGGACUGCGUAUGGCAUUGGUGAUCAAAUGUCCCUCUACCCCAUCUCCUCCCACAUGACCAGGAGUUCUGGUUGCAAUAAAACUCGUUGCUGCUCAUAGUUGUGAUCCCCAUACCCUUGUCCCCUUGUCUCUGAAGACGGGCCUGUCUCUGCGACCUGAGUUGACCCUGGGGGAGACCCCAGCCCCUGCCUUUUGGGAGAGUGCACCUGAUUCCAAGGUCCCAGGGCCGGGAGGGAUCCGACAGUGCUGAUCAGCAGACUCAUCUCAUCAGGGUUGUUUAUUGAACGUCUACAGUGCAACUUAGCAUGCUCCAGGUGCUGGGGACACCGGACGCGAUACCUGCUCCCCUGGAGCUUAAAUUCUAGAGGGAGAAAGAUUUUAAAUCUGUAAGCAAGUAUGACGAUUUCCAACAGUGCUGAACACUAUGAAGAAAAUGACGCAAUUUUUUUUCCCGAGGCAGCAGUAUGGGUGCUGUCAGGGUACUUUAGAGUGAUCAGAUGUGAUUCCGAGCCAAAUCGAGGUCUAACAGACAUACGCAGAGGCAUGAGCAGAGGCACCAAGGCACCAGAGUGAAUGAGAGAAGCCGCCGUGUGGUGAAAACAGCAUUGACUUCUGAGUCUGACUUGCCCUGUGUGAGGCCGUUGCUUCAUUUCUGAAAUGGAGUCAGCGAUACCCACCUCGUAGGGUUGUGGAGACGACCAGGGAUAACGUUUGGUUACGGUGUGUGACGUAAAGGAACUGGGGGCUCAGGAAGACAGCACCGAAGCUGGAAAGCAGGUUGGAGUCAACAGUUGUGCUUGCGGGCUGAAGCUGAGGAUGGGAGCUGCGGAAGGAUUUGGAGCAGGAGAGACACGUGGUCAGGUCGCCACCCCGACCAAGCGGAAGUUGGACUAAAGACCAAAGAGGAGGACGCCUUUGCAUGAUGAGGACUGGAUGGGGCGGGGACAGUGGGGACGAAGAGGAGGGGAAAGUGUAAGGUGGAGCCUGGUGUCUGGAGGCCGGUGCUGGCCUCAGUGGUCCUCUUCUUCCAUUCUCAGCUGGUUCAUUUCUACCCUUUUGACCCUACAAAUCCCAGACCCCACCUCACCCCCAGCCUUUCCUGCCUCCAAGGAGAGAUUUCAUACUAGAGGCAGAAGCAGAAUUGGAUCAGGAAACAUUCUGCUUGGCCACACAGGUUUUUGGUUUUUGUUUUAGGUGAUAAAUUUAUUGUGGUAAAAUAUAUAUAACAUGAAAUUUAUCAUUUUAACCAUUUCUAAGUGUAUGGUUCAGUGGCAUUGAGUAUAUUCACACUAUUCUGCAACCAUCACCGCCGUCCAUCUCUAGAACUUUUUUCAUCUUCUCAAAGUGAAACGACAUACUCAUUAAUAAAUAACUCCUCAUUCUCCCUUCCCCUCAGCGCCUGCGACCACUCUCCACUGUCUCUGAAUUUGACUUCUCCAAAGACCUGAUAAGAGUGGAAUCACACACUAUUUGUCUUUUCGUGACUGACUUAUUUUACUUAGCAUAAUGUCUUUAAGGUUCAUCCACGCUGUUGCCUGUAUUGCAAUUUCCCUCUUUUUAAAGGCUGGGUAAGAGUCGGGGCAAAAUAGUGGAGCACGUAAACGCUGUGCUUGUCUCUUCCAAUGACCACAUUAAAAUUAUAACUAAAUUAUAGAACAAUCAAUCUGGAGAACCCUCUGAAGACUAGCUGAACAGAAGUGCUAUCACUAAGGAUAUAAGGAAGAAGCAGCCACAUCGAGGCUAGAAAUGAAAAAUAAAUAAAGACUGAAUAAUAUUCCAUUGUCUGCA